AUCACAGCGGAACAUGUAAAUAGGGCAAGAGAAAGGGAAGGGAGGGAUAGCUGGGAUUCUGAAAUUGCACAUAGAUUGAUGAUGAACUCUUAUAGUCAAAUUGUUUGUGUGGGUAAUUUUUCACAUUUAUGGCUCUGUAGGAAAAUCUUGUCCCCCCCUGCGUGUGACUGUGUAAGACAGACGUGUCUAGGGAUGGCACUCCUUCGCAUUUGAUCUGCUAAAUUCACUAGAUUUGCUCUUGCCGCCGUUGUCGGGUGAUUCACAUACAUGUCGCCUUCUAUCCAAAGUGACUUUCCUCUGUUAACCCUGUGAGUGUCACAGGACACUGGCAUCCAGAGUGUUCAUUUACAUUAGCAUUGCUUGCUUUGUGCUAGCCUGUAUAGAGCUGAAACUCAAACGCUGUGCUUCUGCCUCAAAGCCUAUUUGUCCUUAGCCUGUUUUGCAUCUCUCUUCUACAUCAGUUCACCGUCACAGAAGAAAAAGUCAAUAUAACUUGCAUGUACCAGAGAGGAUGUAACUUUCUCGUUGCUAGCUGAAGAUAGGGGCUUGGUUCAAGCUACCGUGGACACUUAUUUCUGAAGAUGAAAAGGGAACAAAAAACAUAGGAGGAGGCUUGGCUUCUGCUGGAAUUAGCUUCGUCUAUUACUGUGAGCUGUAAAAUCAAGCCAGCCAGAAGAUUGCAGUUAAGCGUGCUUAAUUUCUGGGGAGAGAGGCAUUGCAAUCAAGAACACCAACAGAGAAGGAGGCUUGGAUCUGUUAUGAACUAGCAAUUUCUCAAGAAAAUUGCACAAAGCUGUGCUUUAUAUAUUUUUCUCCUGUUUUUUUUUUUUAAGAAAGGGGAGGAGAGAGAGGGGGAGAAAUGAUUUGAUUAGAGAGCGUGCAGAAAAGAAGAUUGCCUCCUGAUGCAGAUUCCUCGUGCAAUUCUCCUUAGCGUCUGAAAUAAGAGAGGAUUGAGUAGUGUGGUCUCACAGUGAUGCGGGAAAGCAGCAGUUCAAGGCUGUUGAUUCGGAUGCUCUCGCUUUUGUUUACCUGCUGCCCAGAACUAUGCGAAUGCCAAAGGGAAGCUAGCCUCUUCACUCUUUUUUCCUCCUCCUCCUCCUCCUCCUGCAGCUGCUUUAUCCUCUCUGUAACUGUCUUCAUCCUGUUUUUUUAGCUUACUUGAAAAAGGCAAGCAGUGACUGUCUAGUGUGUGGGUGGCACUGAGGAACCCAGCUAUGCCCCCUGUCUGAGCUUUGCCAACCAAGCAAAGAUGCCAGUUUCUUCAGUGGAAGAGGUGAGAGAAUUCUGCUAAAGAAGUUCUGUUUGGAACAUACCAACACUUUUGCUUUGUUUUGUCUCUUCACAAAUAUGUAUCUAUAGCUAUGUAAAUAUAUAACCGUACAUGUACCUUAUGGGUACUCAAGCUAUAUGAAUCCAUUUACAGGAGUUAUCUGUGGGUUGGCACAAAUCCGUCUCUUUUUCUUGCGCUUCACCACUGGUGUUUUAAAGAGAUCUGGCAAAAGGAGAAGAGGAAUGUUUAGCUCUCUCCAGAGGGGCUGAGCCCCCUUGCCUGGUUCUCUGUAUCUCCCACAGACUGUUUACCUGGGUUCUUUCUCUCACCUGGUGGGGUGUCCCACCACGACUUUGUUGGUAGCCCCUCCCUCAUUGAUGAGUUUAGCCCGAUAAGGGUACACAGGAGGUGGCAUGGCAGCAGCUAUUGCAAGUGGACUGAUCCGUCAAAAACGGCAAGCAAGGGAGCAACACUUGGACCGGCCUUCCGCCAGCAAGAGGCGCAGUAGUCCCAACAAAAACCGAGGCCUUUGUAAUGGCAAUCUGGUGGAUAUCUUCUCCAAAGUGCGAAUUUUUGGCCUCAGGAAAAGAAGGCUCAGACGGCAAGAUCCCCAGCUCAAGGGCAUAGUGACCAGGUUAUAUUGCAGGCAAGGAUAUUACUUGCAAAUGCACCCAGAUGGAACUCUUGAUGGAACCAAGGAUGACAGCAGCAAUUCUACUUUAUUCAACCUCAUACCAGUGGGUCUCCGUGUUGUUGCAAUCCAAGGUGUAAAGACGGGGUUAUAUAUAGCAAUGAAUGGAGAAGGUUACCUGUACACAUCAGAACUUUUUACUCUGGAAUGCAAGUUUAAAGAGUCUGUUUUUGAGAACUAUUACGUUAUCUACUCAUCUAUGAUAUACAGACAGCAGGAAUCCGGGAGGGCCUGGUUCUUAGGACUCAACAAAGAAGGUCAAGUCAUGAAAGGAAAUAGAGUCAAGAAAACAAAACCAGCAGCCCAUUUCCUCCCCAAGCCAUUGGAAGUUGCCAUGUACCGAGAACCAUCUUUGCAUGAUGUUGGAGAAACAGUGCCAAAGGCCCGGGUGACACCAAGUAAAAGCACAAGUGCAUCUGCAAUAAUGAACGGGGGCAAACCAGUUACUAAGAGUAAGACAUCAUAGCUAGACCCUCAAGGGUUCUGUGACUUAUCAGACCCUCCACACACUUGAGUGUUUUAUCCCCACCAGACUAUCCUAACUCCAGUGUCAACCAAGUGAACACACACUGGCUCUUUGCUGUUUCUGAAUGAACGUGUUGAAGAUGGAUAACUCUCAGUGUGUAGCUCCUUCCUCCACUAGAAGAUACCUGUGGAACCAGCUAAACUCAGACCAUGGAAUGCCCUACCAGAUAUGGAAUGCCUUUUUAAUAUCUUUUCCGUGACUGUGACACUUCAUGUGAAUGACAUACUUCACAAGUUCACUUGAUACCUUGCCUGCUGACAGCUCCCCUUAUUCCCCGUUUUGAGUCAAAUAACAGCGAAAUCCAUGUGUUUAAGUUCUAUUUUGUAGCACACAAAUAUUAAGUAAUUUCUAGUUAGAUGCUGUAAAACUGCGCUAUUACAAAUUUCUCUAAGGUUUUUUUACAAGGCUGCUUGCACCACUGUCCGACCUUUUGCAGGGAUUGUGUUCCUUUAGAACUUGAAUGUUUCAGGUGGCUUAGUUCUGAAAGCAAUCAGGGAAUCAGAGAGCAUUCGAACCACUAAUCUAAAAUAUGUCUAUAUUAAAUAGGACUUAAAUACCGAUCAAGCGUGGAAACAUUUAGUGACAGAUACUGUGCUCUGCAAGAUAUGAAUUACCGCAGAGGGAAACACAUCAAACAACCAGUGGGACUUAAGCUAAACCUUUUGUUUGAUGUCCCAAAUACUUUGCUUUUUUGUGUGUGUUUUAUACAUAUCACAGGCUUACUGGUAAUGGUAACAUUUGCCUCACCCAGCAAGCAAGACCCACCGGUUUUUUUAGGAUGGUGGGUCCGUAGAAAUCUGUAGGCCUUGUAGGCCUGAAUUAAGGAUCAUUUUUCAUCUAUAACUCAUAAUAAAAAAUAAAAAUGAUGAUAAGAAUUCUGCUACCUACAGUAAUUCUAUUUUGAAAUAAUAAAAUAAGUUGAGUUUUUUUUUUUAAUAGGUUUAAUUAAUACAACACCAUUGGCAGUUCCUUAAAUGUUCCAUAACUAAGCAUGGGAAUAUUAGACAUCAUGUACCUCCUAUUUUUAUUUGAUUUCUAUUAUUUUGCAAAAAGCAAUGCAAACGUUAGACAAACAUCACAAUCUGAUUUUUUUAAAUCAAAAACUGGACAAUGAAUAGAAUAUUUUAGCUUAGCAUGCAGCGUCCAGUAUUAUUCAUUUCUGCACCAUACCAUAUAUCGUUGAAACCCAGAGCUGUCAGGAACCAGAACUUCUAAGUUAAAGGUGCCUUGCUUAGGUUGCAGUGUACAGUGCACAAAACCAGUUUAUGAGGCAACAGAACGUUUCAGCUAAUCCGGUCGGUUUAUGGUAGUGCCCUACUCUGGCCCUGUGAGUCUUCACAAUGGUAUUGGGUUCCUCAUGUAUGAUUCUACAAGCUGCCCACCGUAUACAGAAUAUUGGUGAGGCCUUCUGUGCUGAAACUAAAAGCAUGAAUUGGACAUACUACAUAGGGAAAAAAUACAGGACCAAAAUAAUCCUACUUCUGGACGCCUGAAGCAGAACAAAAUAUAAAAAUAUGUGUCUAUUUUAAUUUACUUAAAUGACUAAUGUAUUCUUUUUAGAAAGCCCUUUGCACUGUCUGCUCUAAUACUGUAUUGUGAUUGUUAUACUUUUUUGGAAUGAAGACAAGUAUUGCCAUGCAAUUCUGUUGAUGUUUACCAAAAGAAAAAAGAGAGGAAACAACAUGUUUGGCCAACAAGAUUUAUUACAACAUGUUUACGAUUCUGAAAUUCACUGAAUUAAUUAAUUAGUAGGAAAUAAUGUGACUGUGGACAGAGAUAUUUGCCUUGCUGCUAGUCACAUAAAUGAAGGUUUGGUUAACAUUAUUAAUUUCAUGUUUAAAAAAGAAUUCAGCUAUAUUAAUCAAGAACACUUCAUGAUGGCCAAGGGAAAGCACAUUCGCAAACAUUUACUUAACUACAUACACAACAACCAAUUAGUCAACUUACAUAUGUGAGUAAAAUUGCACAACAUAAUUUUAAAGUAACCACUGGGGCUGGUGUCCCAACAUGCAAAUCACAUUCUUCUUCCCUGAGCAUUGACAUUAUAGAACAUACCGGGUAAAUGUCCAUCAAACCAGUUGACUGGUUCAAAGUAAGGCUGAAAUUAUUUUUGUAAAUGACUACUACGUUCUGUAAUAACACCUGUCAGUUACUCUUUGUAUACUCUCUGUUUAUAUAGGUUGUCUUUAAGAUUGUCUCAUAUAUUUUUGUUGAAUGGGUGUCUUGGAGCAUAUAAUAAGUUGUUGCAUAUCACAGAAAUAUUUUUUUUUCGUGUCCGUGCUUUUUUUUUUUUUUUUUUAAACUUUCUGUCGUCUGAUGUCUCAUCUGUUGCAUGGGAUGAAGGUGAUUCUGAGGAUCUGCAUGUAGUAAGCUAUGUGUCUCAAGAAAUGUUGGUAUGUAUUACUAAAUUUACAUACGUAGUAUAUGCAAAGCGUUUGUCUGCAUUGUACAGUUUAUGUGUUUCUUAUCAUUUGUUGUAUACACAAUUGCAACAUAUUUAAUAAAAAUGAUUUAUAUGAAGAGAGAGAAUUAAACAAUUAACCAACUUCAUAUGAGAUAAUAUUUAAAGGGCUUGCACUGGUCAUAGUUAAAAUUGAGUGCUGCGCCAGUCAUACUCUUAAUAUUAUUAUUACCAAAAUAUACCAAAGAGUGUGAUCAUCUCUUAAGUUACAUGUCCAGGAUUAGAUAUCGACGCGAUUUCUAAAAUAUACUUUAUGAUGUUAAAAAAGAAUAUGUACAAGUGUGUUGUGUCUCGAGUGCUGCAUACUAGGUUUUUUUGUACAUUACGUAUCUUCUAUUCUUCCAAAUAUGCAUGUAUGCGAACAUGUUAUUUUCCCAAGAAUGCACAUACUUUACUUUGUCAUGUACAAGGGUUUCUCUGACUGUAUCUGGAUGAUAUUUGAAUUCAUUUAGUAAAGUAAGGGGGGGCCUAACUGUUCCUUGCACAGCGAUUGAUAACUGGCUUAUCAGACACAGAAAUGGUUGUUCAUGUGUACAAUUUUGGUUUGGCAAUGUAAAAGGAAUGUUUUACUUAUAGCUUAAUGUUUAUUUUCUUAUUAAACUUUUUUUCUUACUAUAUUUGCUCAAUUUCAGAAUGAUUUAGUAAAUGUUGUUUGGAGCUAGAAGUUCUACUCCCAAUAAUUGCUGAAGAAAAACAUGUUUCAGGUUCUGUACCCGUCUUAAUCCAUUUAUAUGUUUAAUGAGUUAAUAUUUAUUUUCUUAUUAAACCUUUUUUUUUCUUAUACAUUUUAGAAUGUUUUAAUGAUUGUUUCUAGCAAGAGCUUCUGAUCCCCAAAAGAACAUGAAAAUCGAAGGUUCUUCACCUCUUUAAACCCAUUUUUAUGUAUUAUGAGUUAGUGAACCAAAUUGUGUGUUUGUUGAAAUGACAAGUUUGCUAAAAAAAAUUCCUAAAGAUUACAUUAGAGUGAAGAAGAGGUAAUUAAAGGUAUGUGUACUGUAUAUAUGCCUCAAACAGUCUUAAGUUGUGUCGUAUGCAGUAUUCAUGGGUUGUCCUUGUAAUGUGUUUAACAUCCAAUGGUUACCAUUGCCGUUUUACUUUUCUUUUCUUUUUUGUAGAGAAAAUGUAAAAUAAAAUGUCAAAAAAUGCAAA
This is a messenger RNA of Spea bombifrons (plains spadefoot toad), 6097 nucleotides long. RefSeq names its product fibroblast growth factor 14 (gene FGF14). The record is from RefSeq and is a predicted model, not a curated record. Gene Ontology annotation, cellular component: cytoplasm. Gene Ontology annotation, biological process: positive regulation of gene expression; cell differentiation; positive regulation of protein phosphorylation. NCBI's taxonomy places the organism in Eukaryota, Metazoa, Chordata, Amphibia, Anura, Pelobatidae. The transcript is spliced from 5 exons. Bases 1684 to 2427 code for a protein of 247 amino acids. Gene Ontology annotation, molecular function: fibroblast growth factor receptor binding; growth factor activity.